GGGCAGUGAUCCAAGAUGGCGGUUCCUAAAGCCAAGGGUUACAGACCAAGAUGCUUCUUUGAUGUCACUAUUAAUGGCGAAAAAGCUGGAAGAAUCAUCUUUGAGUUGUUUGCUGAUGUAUGCCCAAAGACUUGUGAAAACUUUAGAUCUCUAUGUACAGGAGAUGCUGGUGUAGGGAAAGUCACUGGCAAACACCUUCACUUCAAGGGAUGCCCCUUUCACAGAGUGGUCAAAGAUUUCAUGAUCCAAGGAGGGGAUUUCACUUCAGGAAAUGGCACAGGUGGAGAGUCCAUAUAUGGUGGUACUUUUAAUGAUGAGAGUUUUGACCUCAAGCACGACAGACCGAUGCUUUUGUCCAUGGCCAACAGAGGCCCCAAUACUAAUGGCUCGCAGUUUUUCAUAACAACUCAACCAGCACCACAUCUCAAUGGUAUUCAUGUGGUCUUUGGACAUGUCAUCCAAGGUAUUGAGAUUGUACAAGAUAUUGAAAACCAGCCAACCAACGAAAAGAGCCACCCAAUAGCUGAUAUAAGAAUCGAGAACUGUGGAGAACUCAUCCCAAAAUCAAAAGCAAAAGCUGAGAAAUUGAAAAAGAAGCGGCAGGUUUCUCCCUCAGAUGAGUCUGAAAGUGAGAGUGAAUCAUCAGAUGAAGAAAGAAAGAGAAAGAAAGGAAAGAAAAAGAAAAAAACAAAACAGGUCAAGAAAGAAAAGAAAAAAGAGAAACGUGGCAGUGGUGAUGAUGACGAUGCUGUCACUAGUGGGUCUGACAAGGAAAAGAGUGAACCCAAUGAAGAGGCUGCACCCUUCUCUGGUAACCCACUGUACAUGCCAGCAGUACAGAUAGAUGCUGUUCCUGAUGUACCAACCAGCUCGUUCCUCAUGAGAAGAAGUAGAACUCCUUCUCCUGUUAGAGAAAAGAGAAAAGAAGAAAUGAAACGAAAAGGCAAGUCCCCUCCUGGAUAUCGAGCACCACCUCAAUCAGUCAACAACUCAAAGCCAAGGGUCUCGAGUUCAGGACGAAUACUUCGAGGUCGUGGAAGAAUGAGAUAUCGAACUCCACCCCCGGACGCUCAAGAGGAAUCGCCCACCCGUCGUAGAUCACGAAGUCGGUCUCGUAGUCGAUCUCCCCCAAGACGGCGCCACUCGAGGUCCCCGAGAAGGUCAUAUCACGAUAACCGAAGACCACUGAGAAGAGAUCGGUCAAGGUCGAGAAGUAGAUCUCCAACCCGACGAAGACAUUCUCCUAUUGGUCGCAGAAAUGGUAGAAGAAGUGCUUCGCCUAUUGGUCGCAGAAAUACAAAAAGAAGCGCUUCGCCGCCGCCACGGGAUCGUUCCCGCGAAGUCCCGCACACGCAGGAUCGUUUUCGGGAUAGUAGUAGAUGGGAGCGAAAUCAAAUCACUGAUGCUGCGAGACCUGAAAGAGAGUCUAAAGAAAAUGUUGAUAGAGACAUUUAUUCAAGUCACCAGGAAGAAAAUAGCAGGGAAGGGGGAAAGGAACGCGGUCGUCACUCCCAAGAAGUACUGACCAAUUCAGAGGAGCAAAGCCAACCGCCAGUUAGAAUAGCUGCUAACACAAGCAGAUGGGAAAGACAUCAAAGUUCAGAUGAGGAACCAACAAGACAAGGUAUACCAGUAAUGGAGGAUAACUUAGACGGCGCUAAGGACACUGAUCAUGGUAGACAUUUAUUUAGUUCUGGUAACGAUAAUAAACUGUUAGGCAAUGAAUCUGAAGUAACUGGUCAACAGAGGUCUUCAGAAAGAAAUCCAAGAAAGAGAAAUACCCGUUCAAACACCCCUGAGACUAAGAAGAAAUCUCUAAGAAAUCGCCGAAGAUCGCGCAGCAGCUCUGAAAGUUCUCCCGAAUCUAAAAGAAAAGUAGAAAAAAGAAAGCGCAGAAGUAGAUCCCCAAGUGACAGGCGAGAAAGGGAUCGAAGUCGCAAGGAAUCUAGUACUGAUAAGGAUAAAAAAGACAAGAGCAUAUCACGUGAAAGGAAGAGUCGAUCACGUGAACGAAAGAGCAGGUCACGUGAAAGAAAGAAUAAGUCACGUGAAAGAAAGAGUAGAUCACGUGAAAGAAAAAGUCGAUCACGCGAAAGAAAGAGCAGGUCACGUGAAAGAAAGAGUAAGUCACGUGAAAGAAAGAGUCGAUCACGAGAAAGGAAGAGCCAAUCACGUGAACGAAAGAGCAGAUCACGUGAACGAAAGGGCAGGUCACGUGAAAGAAAGAGUAAGUCACGUGAAAGGAAUAGUAGAUCACGUGAACGAAAGAGAUCAGCUGGUCGGCGAGAUAAAAGACGUGACCGAAAGAGUAGUUCAUGUGACCGCAAGAGUAGAAGUAGAUCUCGUGAUCGAAGUCGGAAAAAUCGUAGUAGGAGCCGUGGCAGGAGAGAAAAGAGCCGAAGUAGAUCACGUGACAGGCGACGCAAGAGUUCGAGUCGCAGUCGCAGUGGACGCCGUCGUCGAAGCCGCUCAGCUAACAAACGAUCAUCAGGCUGGAGCAAAAGAAAGCCCAGAGACAGCUCUUCUGACUCGGACAGCUUUGAAAUGAGUCACUUGGACAGGAACAAGGGUAGGAAAGGGAGCAGGCAUGAAAGUGCGGCCAGUACAGCAAUGGCUGCUGUAGCCCUUCAAGAUCACCUCUCACGAUCACUUUCCUUACAAGAUCCCUUCAAUAAAAAGAAAAUCAACCACCGUCUACCAGUAGCAUCAAGACAGAAGAAUAAGACCAAAGCUUCUUCUUCUUCUUCAUCCUCCUCGCCAUCAUCUGUAGACAGCACCAAAAAGGUUGUAAAAGAAGAGGAGUAUGUCUUGGAUCCUAAGCUUCCACCUCUUACUCUUGCCCAGAAGCUUGGUAUAAUAGAUGCACCAGAACAGUUACUAUCCGACAAUGAGUGGCAGGAAGUAAAACAGCAGUCCAAUGCAAGAAUGGAUUCUAAUCAACCUUGUGUCAUAUGCAAGGAAGAUUUUGGGGUCCAGCAACAGGUUCUUCUCUCAUGCAGUCAUGUGUUCCAUAGGGCCUGCCUUGAAGCAUUUGAGAGGUUUUCUGGUCGUAAGUGUUGCCCAAUGUGCCGCAAAGAACAGUACCAAAAGAGAGUGAUUCAUGAAGGUGCCAAGCAACACAGAAUCAAAUGUGCAACAAAAAUUCAAGCUGUUUGGAGAGGCUAUGUUGUUCGUACCUGGUACAAGAACCUGAGACAAACUGUUCCACCCAAGGAUCCAAAACUAAGGAAGAAAUUUUAUGAAGACAAGCUGCAAAGUAUAACAGAUCGUCUCAUUUACUCAACGGAAACCAGCAGUCAGAACAUUGAUGACUUGAUGUCUGAGAUUGAUCAGUCUAUUGCUAGUAGUAGAAAUAUUAUGAGCAAAGUUGAAGAAGAUCGCUUCAACUACAUCAGUGAUGACCAGUGGGAUGAAGUCCAAUUAAAGAUGGCAGAACGUUUGAUGACGACGAGUUACAGAUAUGAAGUAGUCAACCCGAAUACUAAGAUGGUACGAAAGGCUUUGACAGACCAAAACGCAAGAAUACAGAUGGAUGAGUUGAUUGCUUCAAGAGUAAGUGAAGAAAACUUGAUGGCUAAAGAAUUUGAAAGAUCUAUUUGGCUGUCCACUUUAGACGAAAAAAGUGAAAAACGUCGAACAAAGAACGAAUCAAAAUUGGUAAACGAAGAGAUGAAAUGUAGAAAUAAAGAACUAGUUCUGGUUCGUAGGGCAAUGUUAAAAAAACUAUUUGAAGAAGAGAGAAUACAACAGGAGCAAGAGCUGAAUGCUAUUGGAAAAACCUUUUAUAUUAAACGUGUAUAACUAGUAGAAAUGUAGUGUAAAUUAAUUAAAUU
Messenger RNA from Actinia tenebrosa (Australian red waratah sea anemone), 3833 nucleotides. RefSeq lists its product as uncharacterized. The record is from RefSeq and is a predicted model, not a curated record. Gene Ontology annotation, cellular component: cytoplasm; mitochondrion. Gene Ontology annotation, molecular function: peptidyl-prolyl cis-trans isomerase activity; cyclosporin A binding. Lineage: Eukaryota; Metazoa; Cnidaria; Anthozoa; Actiniaria; Actiniidae. Gene Ontology annotation, biological process: protein folding; protein peptidyl-prolyl isomerization.